Entelurus aequoreus (snake pipefish) is the source of this 803-nucleotide messenger RNA. Its product is annotated as pterin-4-alpha-carbinolamine dehydratase 2-like. The transcript has 4 exons. Gene Ontology annotation, biological process: tetrahydrobiopterin biosynthetic process. Gene Ontology annotation, molecular function: 4-alpha-hydroxytetrahydrobiopterin dehydratase activity. The coding region runs from base 347 to 742 and encodes 131 amino acids. The record is from RefSeq and is a predicted model, not a curated record. Lineage: Eukaryota; Metazoa; Chordata; Actinopteri; Syngnathiformes; Syngnathidae.
AUCUCCCACGGCACACCAGACUGUAUCUCACGGCACACUAGUGGUUGAAAUACACUGUUCUAAUGAAUACAAAAUAUCGUACUUAUUCUUGCCAGGACAAAUGAAACACAACAUUAAUACACAUAUGUCCUAACGACAAACAGUACUUUUUAAUCCGGCAAUGAAGCAAUAGACGUAUGUUUUAACAACAAACCGUACUUUUUAAUCAGGCAAUGAAGCGAACAGCUAUCUCAGCGAAAGGAGAGAAGACAGUGGGACAUUUUUAUUGUGAGGGUGCACAUUGGAGGAGGAGGACGCAACUAAGUUCUCAGCAUGAGCUGGUUAAUUAUUACAAAAUAAAAAUAAAAUGUUAAUAUUUAGCCCGAGAGUGAGCGACCUUCUUGUCAGGCUGAGCGGCUUCUCUCGGCCUUUUUUCUCCACGACUUGGAAUAUGUCGUCUGACACUCAUUGGCUCUCCUCGGCCGACCGAGAUCAGCAGGUGAUGGAGUUGAGGACCACAGGCUGGAUGGAGGUGGAGGACCGUGACGCCAUUUUUAAAGAGCUUCACUUUAAAAACUUUAACCAGGCGUUUGGCUUCAUGUCCCGUGUGGCGCUGCAGGCGGAGAAGUUGAACCAUCACCCCGAGUGGUUCAACGCUUACAACAAGGUCCAGAUCACGCUGACCACACACGACUGCGGCGGUCUGUCCAAGCGAGACAUCAAGAUGGCCAAAUUUAUUGACAAAAUUUUACUUUCUGUUUAACUUUCAUUUCUCCCAAUAAAUACAAGUUUUCUUCAUCACAAUAAAUAUAUUUUGUAUCGAU